Messenger RNA from Lolium rigidum, 774 nucleotides. Its product is annotated as peroxidase 2-like. The transcript has 2 exons. The coding region runs from base 1 to 774 and encodes 257 amino acids. Gene Ontology annotation, molecular function: peroxidase activity; heme binding. Gene Ontology annotation, biological process: hydrogen peroxide catabolic process; response to oxidative stress. The record is from RefSeq and is a predicted model, not a curated record. Gene Ontology annotation, cellular component: plant-type cell wall; plasmodesma. NCBI's taxonomy places the organism in Eukaryota, Viridiplantae, Streptophyta, Magnoliopsida, Poales, Poaceae.
AUGAGCUCCCGCGCGGCCAAUCCCGGCCAGAGUGGGCGGGUGAUGGCAUCAACUCCGUCAAGCUUCUCCCCCCCCCCGAACCUGAGCCUGCGUGGCUUCGACAUCAUUGACGCGUCGAAGGACGCCCUCGAGAAGGAAUGCCCGGGCGUCGUCUCAUGCGCCGACAUCGUCUCCUUCGCAGCUCGCGACGCUAGCUACAUCCUCAGCUACAAGAAGAUCAACUACACCGUGCCGGCUGGCCGCUCCGACGGGAAAGUGUCGUUCGCCAACGAGACCAUGGGACAGAACCUGCCCCCGCCCUUCGCCGACCUGGCUACGCUCAAAAAGAUGUUCGCUGACAAGGGGCUCGACCAGGCCGACAUGGUCGUGCUCUCCGGCGCCCACACCGUCGGCAUCUCCCACUGCCCCUCCUUCUCCGACCGCGUCCACCCGCCGACCAGCCCCUCCCCGAACAUGGACACCACGCUCGCCGCCAAGCUGAACCAGACAUGCAACACGCCAAACAACGCCACCACCACGGCGUCGCAGGAUUCUGAGACCCCCAACGCGUUGGACAACCAGUACUACAAGAACGUCAUGUCCGGCAAGGUGCUCUUCACCUCCGACGCGGCGCUGAAUUCGUCGGAGACGCUGGAGCUGGUGAAAAAAUAUGCCGGGUCAGAUGAUUGGAACACAGCCUUUGGAGCAGCCAUGGUGAAGAUGGGCUACAUCGGGGUGAAGAGCAGCAAAGAGGGCGAGAUCAGGAAGAAGUGCGGGGUUAUCAACAAGUCCUAA